Thermothelomyces thermophilus ATCC 42464 is the source of this 1666-nucleotide messenger RNA. RefSeq lists its product as uncharacterized. NCBI's taxonomy places the organism in Eukaryota, Fungi, Ascomycota, Sordariomycetes, Sordariales, Chaetomiaceae. Bases 220 to 1548 code for a protein of 442 amino acids. The record is from RefSeq and is a predicted model, not a curated record. Gene Ontology annotation, molecular function: protein serine/threonine kinase activity. The transcript has a single exon. Gene Ontology annotation, biological process: positive regulation of Ras protein signal transduction; protein phosphorylation.
CCCGGAAGUUAUGGCCGCGUAACGCCCGUUAGUUAUUGGUACCUUGCAUAAAAUCAGAUCGAACAGCGCCCCGCUGGCCGUGCCGCGCCCUGCCACUGAUGGAGGGCGGCGCAAGACAAUGUCUAUUGAAUACCCGCCGCGGAGAGCCUCGCCUGUGAAAUCAUUUCUCGCCGGCUUUCCAACUGCCAAAAAUAACACGGUGAACCUCCUACCGCCAUCAUGACCCUCCACUCCGUCCUCGGCAUACCCCGCGUCAAGAAGCGCUCAUCCUCGUCUGCAACGAAGCGCUCUUCAUCGUCUGCAACCCCGACAUGGACGGCCUCGUUAGCCCGGACAAAACCUGGCACCGGCACCACCAGGACCAGUUCCAACAAGGCUGUUCAGCCCAGAGACGAUUCAAGUGACCGAUACCACCAAAGACUGCCCAAUCUCGGCCCCGCUUCUCUUCCCGUCCCAUUACCAUCUCUCCCGACCUCUGGAGGAACGGCGUCGGCGUCGGCGCCAAACCCAGUCGAGAUCCACGAGCACAUCCUCGCCACCAUGUUCUCCCCGCUUCCCGGGAACGGCACCGGCAAGGGACUCGGCUCGGCGCGGAUCGCCGCCGUCCUACAGUUCCGUGCCGCCGUGCCCCGCGUCGUCUCGGUGCCCCACCUGCUCCAGGCGCUGCGAUCUUGCUCCUCUUCCUCCUCCUCCUCCUCCUCCUCCUCACCGGCGGCGGCGGAGCGCGCGAUCGCCGCUACGGUGCGCCGCGGCGAGGGCCGGCGCGUGCGCAUCCCGACCCUGGCCGGCGGUGCCGCGGGCGCCGAGCUGUUCGUGCGGGCCGCCGAGCUGGAGGCGCUGGUCGGCCGGUGCGCGGCCCUCCGCGAGGACCGCGUCGGCGACCGGUUCCUCGCCUGGCUGGGGCAGAACCCCGGGCGGGAGAGGCUGGUCGAGGGGGAGGGCGGGCUCGGGAGGAGGGAGGUGGACGCGCUGGUCAAGGCCGGGUUUCUGACGGCGGUGAACGGUCACGGGACCUGCGGUGGCGGUUCCGCCACGGGCGGGGCCGCGCUACGGGCGAGGCCGGAGGCGAGGUACAACACGGUCAGCCUCGAGACGGUGGCGCGGGCGGCCGCCGGGUCGGCUGCCGCAGUCGGCGGGGAAGGGGUGCUGCAUGCGGCCGGGGGUACCGGGGCGAGGAGGUUGGGGCCGGCGGCCGAGGAGCCGGCGGGCAGCGAGUUCAGCGUCGCGGUACCCGGGAGCGGGGUGUUCCUCAAGCUGGCGUCGGCCGCGCUGGAGCACCUGGCGGACCUGCUGAGGAGGACGCCGUACCGGGAGCUGCCCGAGUCGGACCUGCGCGAGAAGUGGGACGGCGGCGUCGUGGGCGACAGCGACAUCGCCCAGGCCAAGAAGUCGAGGGGCGAGUUUGCGGGCGUCAUGCCGGGCCGGACCAAGAAGUGGAAGGAGUUUCACGGCUUGGCGUUCGACUGGGUGCUGCGCGAGGCCGUCGGUGCCGGCAUGGUCGAGGUCUUCGAAACGCAGACCGUCGGCCGCGGCGUGCGUCUGGUUUGAAUAGCUCAGGGGUGAAUAUCACGUUGCCCGAGCGGUACAACAAGCAGACUUGUUGAGUUCCUCGAGAUGCGGCUCGGGUGGUGGCACACCUAGCCCGGGGACCCUGAGCGUUACUGGC